This is a messenger RNA of Drosophila subobscura, 1654 nucleotides long. RefSeq names its product transcriptional protein SWT1-like. Gene Ontology annotation, cellular component: nucleus. The coding region runs from base 61 to 1407 and encodes 448 amino acids. Lineage: Eukaryota; Metazoa; Arthropoda; Insecta; Diptera; Drosophilidae. The transcript is spliced from 4 exons. The record is from RefSeq and is a predicted model, not a curated record.
AGCUCUAAUCCAGCCCAACUUCGCAACAACAACAAAUUAUUAAAUGUGGAAAAAAACAGAAUGUCUGGCUAUGGCACGGGCAAAAAUGGCAGUAAAUUAGAAUGCAAGAGUCUCCUGAGCGAGGACGCAGCCGCGCAACUCAUUUAUAAUCAUCGGCAAGCCCAGGCAGCGUCUAGCAGCAAACAGCCUGCUCAGAGUCGUCUCAAGCGCUUGCAGACAAACUUGAAGCGUCAGCAGGACAAGAAACCGAACAAGGACAAGCCGGAGAGUAGGAGAAGCAGUCACAAUGGGGCCUCCUCGUCAAUAAGCGGGGCUUCCACUUCAGGCGCCUCACACAGUCGCAGGAGCCUGAACUUCGCAUCAUCGCUGACACCCGAGUCAUCACGCUCCUCAGGUAGCAAGUAUUUGCCCGAGACGCCGCGCACCUCGCACAGUCGCAGAUCAAAUGGCUUGGCAGCGUCGCUAUCGCCGUUGACACCAGACACGCCGCGCAGCACCUCGCACAGUCGCAGAUCAAAUGGCUUUACACCAUCGCCAUUGCCUUCGUCCUCGUUGUCUCUAUUGACGCCUGCAAAGUCUAUACGUGAGCGUCUCAGGGAUCAGGCGAGGACUUGGGAGAAGCCCAAGGCGCUGCUGGACUCCAGCAAUCGUCUGCAAACGGGCAGCUCGACAAGUGCCAAUCAGCGUCUAGCGCAACUACGAGCUUCCUUGGGGCAACAGGCAAAGCAGGAGAGCAAGGAGCUGAACAACAACGACUGUCCCACAAUACUGCCAGGAAUUCCAAAUGCAUUUAUAGACAAAAAGGUGCCAAAGGUAGCAGAGCCACAGCCACAGCCAGACCCAGAGUCAGAGCCCGAGCCGAUGGAUUGGGAAGACUGUGAUUUGGUUAUACUAAACCGCAAAUCGGUGGACGGGGAGCUGAAUGAACUGCCCGCACGUCGCUUGGAGCACAUGUACUUUGUCCUCGACACGAAUGUGCUCAUGCACAACUCCUUAUUUGUGGAGGAUCUCACGAGAGUUGUGCUGCCUGGCACCGUGGGCAGCAUGCUGUUUAUACCCUACAUCGUGAUCAAGGAGCUGGACAGGCUCAAGGUGCGGCAGAAUGCUGACAAUAUGCGGCGCGAGCUGGCGAUGCGUGCCAUUCGCUUUUUGAACACCAAAUUCGAUGAGAGUUUGGAAAUUCAAGCUCAAUCAGCCUUGGAGGAGUCGGAACACCUAAUCGAAGUGGAUUGUGGCGAUGAUAGCAUCGUCAACUGCUGCCUGCAGCUGCAAAAGGAAGUGCCGCACAUGAUGCUGCUCACAAAUGAUGCCAAUUUACGCUUAAAGGCCAAAUCCUCCGCCAUACCAGUCUCCACGCAGUCGGAGCUGAAGACCACCUAUCCCGAUGAGUUUGAGGCACUCGAAUGAGUGGCACUCGAGCCAGGAGGAGCAACACCAAAGACUGCGUUUGUGAUAGGAUUAAAAUGAGUAACAGCCACUGCACCGCGGCCAACAUGAAGUACAACCACAUCACAAUAUCAAUAAUAUUAUAUUUAGAUGUAAAUAAUUAUAUCCCAUACCAGUUAUAAGCCACAAGUGAUAUUCACUGUAUGGAGAAGUUUACGUGUUGGAGACUAUUUUUUAUACUGAAAUAAAGUGAAGUAAUUGAAUUCUA